UUUAAGAGAUAAAACCUUCAUUUUUUGUGCCGCGAAUCCAUCAGGAUCAAAAGAUGAAUGGAUUGAUGUGUAUCUCUAUUCUAUCCGGUUACUACCUAGAGAGUGAGUUCUGUUGGAGAAAAUUGAACGACAGAAAUUAUGAGCAGAAUUUCGACUUUGUCGCCUCUGAUUUAGAAAAAAUGAAUUUUCUCAGGAAGAAAGAAAAAUUUCAAAAAACCGGCAGGUAACUUUGUUCCACGUUUGGAGGCGGUUCGAACGGCACAAAUGAAGGUUCUAUCUCUUAAACUGAGGGCGUUGAUAGGUUUGCGAGCGGAGGGGGUCGAAAUUGAUAUUAUCUAAAGUUUGACGAGGAGGUGAAUACUUCUUAUGGCUGCUGAACCUGCAGCUUUUGUCGCUCAUUCUAAAAAAUACGUUUCGAUGGUUUCAGAGCCUUGUGGAGCUGAGAUAUUGCGAAAGCUUAAAAAAACUGAGUUUUCGAAAAAACGACAAUUUUCAAUUUUUCGAUUUUUUCCGCUUAAUACGCGCAUUGAAAAUUUGUAAAGUAAAAUAUUCGUGAUCACCGAAAAAUUCUACAUCGAAUGAUGUAUGUUUGAACCACAAACUAAAAUGUCACUCUGAAUUUGGAGCGCCUUAAAAUAAAUGAUUUCUCAAAACGAUUUUUUUCGUUUUACUGAAUUAACAAAACUUUUUAUUAUUCUUACAGUUAUAACUCUUAUUUUACAAAGAAAAAUUCGUCAGAUGAUGGCACACUGUUAUGUUAUAAAAAUAAUGUUUUUAGAGAAGUAAAUUCACAGUUUAUAAAUUUGCCAAUAAAUGGUGAAAAAGGAAAUCAGGUAUUACCAUGUCUCGAUUUAGAACAUUUACCAUCUCAUACAAAUAUCGUAUUCAUUGGUAUUCAUCUUAAAGCUAAAAAGUCAUUUUCUCACAUACGAAAGGAACAGACUGAAACGAUUUUAAAAUUUCUUCAUACACACUAUUCUACUUCUAAAAAUAUUAUCAUUGCUGGUGAUUUUAAUGGUGAACCAUCUGAAGAUUUCUAUCAAAUUUUGACAUAUGAUAAAUUUUCAAGUGCAUAUAAAAUUUUAUUAGGAAAUGGAAGAAAUGAACCUGAGUUUACAACAUGGAAGUUUCGACCAAAUGAUGAACAAUGUCAUACAAUUGAUUAUAUUUUUUAUAAAUCUACUAAUAUUUUGCAGCCAUUGGCUUACUUGACCCUUCCGACGAAGAAGGAAAUUGGUGAAAAUGGAUUACCGUCAGAACAAUAUCCUUCGGAUCAUUUAGCUUUAGGUAUAAAAUUUAGUGUAAAAAGUAAAUACCUAGAUGAAUAA
Molecule: messenger RNA, 1328 nt
Organism: Didymodactylos carnosus
Lineage: Eukaryota; Metazoa; Rotifera; Eurotatoria; Philodinida; Philodinidae
Source: the annotation of a GenBank genome assembly